AUGCAGCAGCAGAGCGAACUUGCACUUGACACAGGCAGAGCGAUGGUGGCCAGGCCCAGACUGGGACUGCUGCUUCUGGCACUGCUCUUACCUAUGCAGACUUAUUCAAAUCAAACAACUCUUGUAACACCUUCAAGUACCUCCUCCCAUAAUACCUCAGCCGCUCCCAAUCCAGCGAAUGCCACCACCAAGGCAGACAGUGCUCUGCAAUCAGCAGCCAGUCUCUUCGUGAUCUCAGUCUCCCUUCUACAUCUCUACUGUUAA
This is a messenger RNA of Hippopotamus amphibius kiboko, 264 nucleotides long. It is a transcript of the gene CD24, whose product is annotated as CD24 molecule. Gene Ontology annotation, cellular component: external side of plasma membrane. Gene Ontology annotation, biological process: cell adhesion. NCBI's taxonomy places the organism in Eukaryota, Metazoa, Chordata, Mammalia, Artiodactyla, Hippopotamidae. The record is from RefSeq and is a predicted model, not a curated record.